Pseudomassariella vexata is the source of this 958-nucleotide messenger RNA. RefSeq lists its product as uncharacterized. The record is from RefSeq and is a predicted model, not a curated record. NCBI's taxonomy places the organism in Eukaryota, Fungi, Ascomycota, Sordariomycetes, Amphisphaeriales, Pseudomassariaceae. Bases 106 to 939 code for a protein of 277 amino acids. Gene Ontology annotation, molecular function: protein binding. The transcript is spliced from 3 exons.
UUGCAAGCUAUUUCCGUCCUCUCGUUCAAUGAUAUCUUCCCAUCGUUUCUCUCAGGUGCUCCAAUUGGCACAACGCCGGCUUUCGUCGCACUUUAAUCCUCCGUUAUGGCCGAGGAAUUCCAGGAGGAAGUUCUUGGCGAGCAGCCUGCAGCACCCGGCAUUGAUGUCGAAAUGGACGAGGGCGAAGGCGAAGGAGAAGAGGCCGGCAGCGCUAGCGAGCUUCCAUUUGCUGAGGGCGGCGAUAUCGAACCGCGAGCUACCUUCAUCAGCUACCUAACUAGUCCCGUCGUGACCUUGCUCGUCGGCAUUGGCGAGGCUGAGACUAUCCUCACGGCGCAUCAGGCGCUCCUGUCCAAGAGCCCCUACUUUCUCGAGUAUUGCUCGUCAUUCAGCGAUGAUGGAAGCCCCCGCCAGGUCGACCUGCCCAACGAAGAAAUUGACGCUGUCGGAUCCUUCCUCGAAUUCCUGUAUACUGGCGACUACUUCCCCAGGAAGCUGCCCGGCCAACGAAUCCUGGAGAGCGACCCCUCCAUCCCUAGCGUUGACGAGUCUGGCGACCAGCUUCUGAAACACGCCCGUGUCUAUACAUUGGCUGAUAAGUUCGGCGUCGAGAAGCUCAAGAGCCUUGCGAGCAGCAAGAUUCACUGUGUCAACUCGACAGCCAAGGGCGAGAUUGCGUAUGCGCGCUACGUCUAUGCCUACACCAGCAAGGAAGAUACGUCAAUCCGUGCCCCCGUCGCCAAUUUCUGGGCCACCCGAAGUCACACUCUGCGUUCUGAGGCCGAGGAAGAGUUUCGCAGCCUUUGCUUGGAGCACCCCCAGUUUGGUUACGAUGUGCUCACCCGUGUGCUGGACGAGAAGCUCAAGCGCGAAAACCAGUCCAAGAUGCACCCGGCCACCGGAAGCGCCCGCAAGCGCGCGCGACACAGCAAUAUAUAAUUUCACCAAUAAUCAACAC